AAUUAUCAGCCGCAAAAGUAAACAAAAUUGCUCUGCAGUUAAUUCAAAGCUAAAGCAUUAAUUUAAAGUAAUUUUAAGCAAUUUAUGUGGCUAAACAAUACAGCAAAAUGUCGACCAUCGAGGGCAUUUACUCGCUGCGUCUCGUCAUUGCGGACUUUUACAUGGAGAAGCCAAUAUUUGGACUGGAUCCAUGUUACUCCGAGUUGCGCGGCAAAGAAAUCAAACGUGUGCCCAUUGUGCGCAUCUUUGGCGCUAAUGCCAAUGGGCAGAAGAGUUGCAUGCAUGUCCAUGGCGUAUUUCCAUACUUUUAUAUACCCUACGAUAAGCGAGACUUCGAGACUCUGGAACGCGGCAUUCUCCAGAUAGCGAUGCAUCUGGACAAGGCGUUGAAUAUAUCACUGGGUCAGGGCAGCUCCGAUGCACAGCAUGUGUUCAAAAUACAGCUGGUGAAGGGAAUUCCCUUCUAUGGCUAUCAUCGUGUGGAGCAUCAGUUCCUGAAGAUCUACAUGUUCAAUCCACGCUUUGUGCGUCGUGCUGCGAAUCUGCUGCAAAGCGGCGCCAUACUCAACAAGAACUUCAAUCCCCACGAAUCGCAUGUACCUUAUAUAUUGCAAUUUAUGAUCGACUUCAAUCUGUAUGGCAUGAGUUAUUUGCAUGUGCCUCUUGAAGUGGUCAAGUUCCGACGCAGCAAUGAGGAUGAGGUGUUGUCCUAUGCAAAUGUGAAGCCGCAGCAGCUGCUGGACUUGAGCAGUGCGAGAAAAGUGAGCUGCAGCACCUUGGAACUGGACAUUAGCUCGAAUUUCAUACUCAACCGCUUUCAGUUGGCGGCCAAAUCGAAUGCCACGCACACGAAUCCCGGCAUUGAGGCUAUUUGGCACGAUGAGCAAGUGCGUCGCCAGAAAUUAGCACAAAGCUUUGGUGCCGAUGAACAAAAAGUCAAUGCGAUACCCAUUUUGGAAGUGCCGCCCACACAAGAGCGUCCCAACGUUGAGCUAGCGGAAAGCGAUGUUUUCUAUCGCACCGCCUUGGAGAGCAAGCUGUCGUCCUUGGAGCAAACAUUGAGCGUGGAUCAAACACUCAUGGAACAGAGCCAAGUGAGCGCUGCUCAUGUGACGCUGCAGACAAGCGUCAAGGAGCAACGUCGCACCUUCAAUUUGCAAAAGUUGCUGGUCAACUUGGUGUAUCCUGAGGAAUGUUCACAGGAGGCGCAGCAGCAAUUGGUGAAUGCAUCAUUCAUACAGAAUCAUUUGUCGGGAAGCGGAAGUGGCCAGAGUUUUGUGCAGCUGACGGAGCAGCGAGAAGACUCUGACUAUUUAAAUGAUACGCUGGUGGAUGAGCAGCUCCAAUUUCUGCAGUCGCAGGGUCCAAUGGCGCAUGAUGCCACCUUACGCGAGGAGGACUUGGAGUUGCUGGAUGUGCUGCAGCAGCUGGAGGAGCUGAAUGAGAAUGAAUCGCACAUCGAUUUGGACAGUUCGCUGGCGCCGCUUUCGCAGCAGCAUAAAAACUUUGAACUCACUCCUGAGCUGCUGGAUAAGCAGACGGCAGCCGAAGCCGCCAAGCAACCGUUGUCGGAGCAUGAAGACGACAGUUCAGAUGAAGAGACGGCUGCUGGAAAUAUGCAUGACUUUUCGGUGGCUUUAGAUGACAUCGAUGAAUUGCUGCUGAAGCUAACGCAAAGUCAACCCAAAUCGGACGCCGAUAAGUCUGUGAAAAUGCCGCAAGUCGAUGGCGCCGAUGAUCAACUGCCGCGUACGCCCAAGAAGGCCAACGACAAAGGCAAAACACAGCGUAGUCCGCCACGCACGCCCACAACACCCAAGAGUCGCAUCAGCAGGCAACAACCACGCACUCCCAAGUCAAGUGCGGCCAAGAAAUAUGCUCCUUUGCCUCUGACCAUAGUCAGCAAAUCGGCGCAAAAGAGCUCAACGGAGUCACCUGUUAUGCCCAUUCAGCUCAGCCAGCAGCUGGACACAGUUAAAAGUAAUCCAGCGCUGACGUUGCGCAAGAAGCUGGCCAUGACGGAACUACGUCGCAAAACUAUCUCGGCACCGCCAGAGGCUCUGAAGGAGUCGACACGAGCAGCGGCAACAAAGGAACAAACACCACUUCGUCGCAGUUUGCGAAAUCGAGCGCAGGACUUGGAUAAAACACAUAUCGUGUGCUCGCUAACGCCGCGUCAGAAGAAUCCUAAAAUGUCUGAAAUUUUUAUGGCGACAAAAGAAACAUCAGCGAGAUCAGAAGAAGAUAAAAAGCCACGCAGAAGUGCUCGCAACUACAGUAAACAGGAAGCAAAGGAGGUUCCACCUCAAAGUAAAAAGAUUGUGAAAUCAAAAGCUAAAGCACAAGUUGAGACUGCAACUGAAUUGAUUAAAAGGAAAGAGUCUGGAGAUAUCGCAAGCGAUCACAACUCCUUGCCGAAAGUGGUGACUUCAGAUUCUCCUGCUACUCAAAGAGUUGAAGCUGAGUUGGAAAAGCAAUCUGCAGACACUGAGAUAUCAACAAAAGGUCAAAAGUCUGUAAGAGAAAUUGAACCACCAACCACGUCAAGAACAGAAGAAAUUGUAGUAGAAACUAGGCCAAAUUUGGAUAUAAGAAAACCACUGCUUGAAUCGCCAGUUGCUGCCAGCGAAGAGGAUGAAACUAUUGUCUCCGAUACAGAAAGCGAUCGUUCACUGCCGAAGCUAAGAAAAACGCCAAAUUUGAGACGAUUGCGAAGAAGUUUUCGGGACACAUUGUUAGCCAAGAAUGCGACGCCAACAAGCACUGUUGAACCCAUGGAAGUUCUGGACACACCGCACUGCAGUCCGCAAAGCCAAGAGGACAACACCCCCGAGUUGAUGCGAAGUUUCUACGAACACUCGUUCAUGAUCAAUAGUCCCUCUGUUUUCAGCGAAGAUCUGAGCAGUCCACAAACCAAUGCACAGCAGAAAACAGUUGCUCAGCCAAGCAACAACUCCACCAAAUCCUCGUUUGUCAUCACACCUCUCGAGCUGCCGCCCAGCUACGAUGAAGUGCUUCUUGGCUGUCGCAAACUCGAUUAUCCCGAGUACACCUUUCAGCAGCCCUUCUACAGCAAUCCCGCGGAUGUGAGCAAAAUGACCGAGGUGGGAUUUCUAGUGCUGCGCAUACCCGGCAACAAGCUCAACGAUCUGGAACCGUUCGAGAGCUGUGUGCUGCCCAGCAAUCGUGGCCUGGCUGCUUGGCGACGUAAGCAACUUCUACAGAUUGGGGGACCUGCAAUAUUGCAACGCUAUAAGACUGCGGGUCAAAUACGCGAAUACUUUAGCACCGAGAAGCGAAUUGUGAUUGAGCCAGCGUUUAGUGCGCCGAGCAGACAGGAUGCCAAACUCUGGCUGAAGGCACGCGAGCUACACCAGCAGCGAAAAGGACAUGGCGAAAGGGUGGAGGAGCGAAACGAUGUGGAUAGUCCCAUCAAGAUCAAGAGACAGAAGAUUACCAUGAUGCUGAAUGAGGGCGAUGGUGCGGCGGCGGAUGAGGAUGGCGAACUUGAUUGCAGCGGCAUCAGUCUAACGCCCAUGUCCGUGUCCUUGACGCCAGCUUCAAGUCAGCGUCAUGCUUUGAGCAACAAAGUGCGCUCUCGACGUGGCACAAAACUGCAGUUCCAGGCAUCGUCUCAGGAUGAACCCCAACCAAGUAGCAGUCAGUCGAGUGAGCAGAGCGUGGCCAGCAGCGCUGCCUUGGAAGCCUUGGAGCGCAGUUCGUUUGUGCGACAGCUGGACAGCAUGAGCGGCGGUCGCAACAGCCACGAGCUGAGUUUUGGACUCAAUCAGGCAUCGCUGGACAACACGUUUGGCUUCAAGGUUAAUUUGGAGAAUCUGCAGCAAGCCAAGGCAGACAUUGAGUGCAACUAUUUGACCAUCAUGACGCUGGAAGUGUUUGUGGCGACGCGCGAGGACUUGCAACCAGAUCCGAUGCACGACGAGAUUCGUUGUUUGUUCUAUGCCAUCGAGCACAGUUUGCCGCCAGCGACAGUGGGCGAAACGCUGCCCAGCAAAGCCUGUGGCUACAUUAUCGUUAGCGAUGCCUCCGAUCUGCUAAACGAGGGUCGUCACCAUGGCUUGGAUGCGGAUAUUGAGCUGCAAGUUGUGCAGAGCGAAGCACAAGCUUUUGAGGCAUUGCUGGCGCUCUGCACACGCUGGGAUGCGGACAUCUAUGCGGGCUACGAGAUCGAGAUGAGCUCCUGGGGCUAUGUCAUCGAGCGUGCCAAGCAUUUGUGCUUCAACAUUGCGCCACUGUUGUCGCGUGUGCCCUCCCAGAAAGUGCGCGACUUUGUCGACGAGGAUCGCGAACAGUUCACAGAUCUCGAUGUAGAGAUGAAACUCUGCGGUCGCAUCUUGCUGGAUGUGUGGCGUCUGAUGCGCUCCGAGAUUGCGCUCACAUCGUACACCUUUGAGAAUGUCAUGUAUCACAUCCUGCACAAGCGUUGUCCCUGGCACAGUCCCCGUAUGCUCAGCGAUUGGUUUGCCUCGCCUUGCACUCGCUGGAUUGUCCUGGAGUAUUACCUCGAACGUGUUCGCGGCACUCUGGCGCUGCUUGGGCAACUAGAUCUCUUGGGACGCACCAGUGAAAUGGCCAAGCUCAUUGGCAUACAGUUCUACGAGGUGCUGUCGCGAGGAUCUCAGUUUCGUGUGGAGAGCAUGAUGUUGCGCAUUGCCAAGCCAAAGAACCUGGUGCCGCUGUCACCGAGCGUGCAACAACGUGCCCACAUGCGAGCCCCUGAAUAUCUGGCGCUGAUCAUGGAACCCGAGUCUCGAUUCUAUGCGGAUCCGCUGAUUGUGCUCGACUUUCAGAGUCUGUACCCCAGCAUGAUCAUCGGUUACAACUACUGCUUCUCCACGUGUCUGGGUCGCGUCGAGCAUCUGGGCAGCAGCACAACCUUUGAGUUUGGCGCUUCGCAGCUGCGUGUGUCGCGUCAGCUGUUGCAGCAACUGCUGGAGCGCAAUCUGGUGACGGUGUCGCCCUGUGGCGUGGUCUUUGUGAAGCGAGAAGUGCGCGAGGGAAUUUUGCCACGCAUGCUGAGCGAAAUUCUGGACACCAGACAGAUGGUCAAGCAGUCGAUGAAGUUGCAUAAAGAUAGCUCUGCAUUGCAGCGAGUGCUUCACUCUCGGCAGCUUGGCCUGAAGCUGAUGGCCAAUGUCACCUAUGGCUAUACGGCAGCCAAUUUCAGUGGACGCAUGCCCGCCGUGGAAGUGGGUGACUCGGUGGUCUCCAAGGGACGGGAGACGCUCGAGCGUGCCAUCAAGCUGGUGGAGAUGAAUGAGAAGUGGAAGGUGCGCGUCGUCUAUGGCGAUACGGAUUCGAUGUUCGUGCUGGUGCCGGGACGCAAUCGAGCCGAGGCAUUUCGCAUUGGCGAAGAGAUUGCCCAGGCGGUGACCGAGAUGAAUCCACAUCCCGUUAAGCUCAAGCUCGAGAAGGUCUAUCAGCCAUGUCUACUUCAGACCAAGAAGCGCUACGUCGGCUACAUGUAUGAGACGGCUGAUCAAGAGCAGCCCGUCUAUGAGGCGAAGGGCAUUGAGACAGUGCGUCGCGAUGGCUGCCCGGCGGUGGCAAAAAUGCUGGAGAAGGUGCUGCGACUGCUGUUCGAGACGGCUGAUGUCAGCCAGAUCAAGCAGUAUGUGUGUCGGCAGUUUACGAAGCUGCUGUCGGGGCGCGCCAAUUUACAGGAUCUUAUAUUCGCCAAGGAGUUUCGCGGCCUCAACGGUUACAAGCCAACGGCUUGUGUGCCAGCGCUGGAGUUGACACGCAAAUGGAUGCAAAAGGAUCCGCGACGGGUUCCGCGUCGUGGCGAGCGUGUGCCCUUCUGCAUCAUCAACGGACCACCGGGCAUGCAGCUGAUACGCCUUGUGCGUCAUCCGCACGAGGUGCUGGCCAACGAGGGAUACAAGAUCAAUGCCAUCUACUACAUCACCAAGGCCAUUAUACCGCCGCUGAAUCGCUGCCUGCUGCUCAUUGGCGCCGAUGUGAAUGAAUGGUUCAGCAAUCUGCCACGCAAACUGCUGAUGACGCCAGCGAUGUCCACAGCCGGAGAGCUGAUGAAUCGCGGCAGCGCCAAGUCCACCAUAUCGCAGUAUUUCUCGACGACCAACUGCAUCAUCGAUUGUGGCCGCCAGACGAAGGCGGGCAUCUGUUCGGAUUGUGCACGAAAUGCAAGCAAAUGUGUGGUCACAUUGCAUGCUCGGCUGGCACAUCUAGAGCGUGGCUAUCGACUGACCCAGCAGAUCUGUCAGGCGUGCUGUGGACGACUGGGUGACUUGCAAUGCGGUUCGUUGGAUUGUCCUGUGCUGUAUGUGCUGGAGGUGAAGCGGAGGGAGAUGCAACAAAUGCCACAUAUUCGGCAACAGAUCGAGCAACGAUUUUGAUGAUUCUGUAUAUAUAGAGUGUAUAUAUAUUUUGUAACUUUUUAUUCGACUAAAAAAGUUAAAAUGCCACAAGUUCAUUGUCUGCAGCACAGUUCAUGUAUAUAUCGCUUAUACGCUACGUAUGCCGAUGUGGUGUGGUGUUAAUGUUAAAUGUAUGUAUGUUUUUGUGUGUUAUCUUGAUGUAUAUGCUUUGUUAACUAUUGAUAUUUUUGUUUUAUUGAGAGCUGUGUUUUACAUUAAUUUAUAUAUAUUUUAUGUGGGUGUAUGUGUAUAUGUAUGUGUAUAAUAAUCGCAUGAGGAUGUGCACUUUACAAAUAAUCUAAAAUUUACUUAUGUACGUUGCUUUUAACAAUUUCCAAUGAGUUUUAACCAAAUUAAAUAACAAUCAUCAAUUAAUAAUAUAUUUUAUAUAUGUAUAUAUAUAACCAUGUACAUAAGAUUUUAUGUGUUCCUGCUCUGUUCUUUUGUUUUCUUUCAAUUUUUGAUCUUUUGAUUCUUUUUUUUUUGUGGUUUUUGCCCUGAUUGCACCUAAACAAUUUGCAAUUGUAUAUGGUUAUUUUUAAAUUGAGCGAGUGUCUUAACAUUUAUUCAAAAAAAAGAGAAAAAACAAUAUGAAA
Messenger RNA from Drosophila sulfurigaster albostrigata, 6997 nucleotides. RefSeq names its product DNA polymerase zeta catalytic subunit (gene DNApol-zeta). The transcript is spliced from 15 exons. The record is from RefSeq and is a predicted model, not a curated record. Gene Ontology annotation, biological process: double-strand break repair via homologous recombination; translesion synthesis. Lineage: Eukaryota; Metazoa; Arthropoda; Insecta; Diptera; Drosophilidae. The coding region runs from base 108 to 6380 and encodes 2090 amino acids. Gene Ontology annotation, cellular component: nucleus; zeta DNA polymerase complex. Gene Ontology annotation, molecular function: nucleotide binding; DNA-directed DNA polymerase activity; DNA binding.